Helobdella robusta is the source of this 625-nucleotide messenger RNA. RefSeq lists its product as hypothetical. Lineage: Eukaryota; Metazoa; Annelida; Clitellata; Rhynchobdellida; Glossiphoniidae. Gene Ontology annotation, cellular component: cytosolic large ribosomal subunit; ribosome. Gene Ontology annotation, molecular function: structural constituent of ribosome. The record is from RefSeq and is a predicted model, not a curated record. Bases 45 to 392 code for a protein of 115 amino acids. Gene Ontology annotation, biological process: cytoplasmic translational elongation. The transcript has 4 exons.
GAUAUUUUGACUGAACGUGGUUAAUCCAUUUUUUAACCAAAAAAAUGAGAUACGUAAGCGCGUACUUGCUGGCUCGUCUGGGUGGUAAUGAAAAUCCGAAAGAAGUUGAUAUCAAAAAGAUUUUAAGCAGCGUUGGAAUUGAUUCAGAUGAUGCCUUGGUCAAGAAGGUCGUCAGUGAACUAUCCGGCAAAAACAUCGAAGAGUUGAUCGCUGCUGGCAGAGAAAAGUUAGCAUCAGUACCAUCUGGGGGAGCUGUUGUUGCAACAACUGCUAGUACCACUGCUGCUGCCCCUGACAGCAAAGCUGCUGAACCAGCUAAAGCUAAAGAAGAAGAGAAGAAAGAAGAAUCCGAUGAAGAUGAUGGAGAUAUGGGAUUUGGUCUCUUUGAUUAGAAAGGCUCAGCAUACAUUUAGUGCUCCACUUAAUGUUUCUCACCAACUACUCUAAGUGUUCUUGUACAAUCUCAAACCAAUCCUCUACUGUUGCUACUACUACUAAUGACCUCAAAUUUGCAUGCCUUUCUUAAUGUUUUUAUAAUUUUUUUACUGUGCUGAGUUCAAUUUGUUACAUGGUUUGAUACAAAAAAAAAAAUGUUUGAUGUAAAAUAUCAUCUUUGAAACAACAU